CGAUAUUUUUAAAUAACUAUAACAUAGGGCUAACGUAUCAAACGGUACAGUUAAAACGGUGUUUUCCGGACGUGUUGGGACAUUUUGUCCUAUUGUGUUAUCUGUGAGUGCUCAAGAAUGGGUUUCAAGGAGUUUUUAUUGUUUUUCCUAAUCAGCAGUGUUACUGGACAGAUUCACAGAGUCUGUAUUUCCACGUCCAAUCCAGUUCUCUGUCAGAGUCUAGACAAAGAUGGCAGUCGUGCUGUUUGUCAACCGGUUGAGUCAAGAAUCGACUGCGCAUUACGAUUGGCUCGUAACACAGUGGAUGUUGGUGUUUUCUCUGAAGAGGAAAUGAUGUUGUUAUCUCAAAUGCAGCCAAACGACAACAGAGUGAUAGCAACCAUCAGAGAUGUUAAUAGACAAGAGCCAUACGCUUUCGAAGCAGUAGCGGUGGUACCUAAUAGUCAUACCGGAGGACUGGAGGGUCUACGAGGAGGUAAUUACUGCCACCCUGGCUUCGAUGAGGCGGAAGUGCGCUGGUCUCCACGAGUUUUGAAGACUUUCGAACGAUCGGUUGCACGUACUGAUCGUUGCCCCGACGCUAACGUAGCUGGUAAAACCGCUGAGGAGCUAGAAUUGGAAACCCUGAGUCAGUUCUUCCCCAGAGCCUGUAGACCUGGACCUUGGAGCGUCAACACCACAGUCGAUACUAACUUAAAGGGUAGAUUUUCAUCUCUGUGCUCUCUGUGCGGUGAGAGCAGCGGCUGUGCGCAAUACACACUAGACAUGGGUGUGAAUGUCGCCGGCGUGUCUAACACUAACAGACAUAUACAAGCACUGGAAUGUCUACGUACCAAUGGGAAUAACAGCGUCGCAUACGUCGCCUGGCAACAUGUUAGAGAAUACUUCACUUCUCGCAACCCUCAAGACGCGGAGCAGUACUCCUUACUAUGCGAGGACGGAACUCUAAGCCCUCUCACCCCCGAAGUGCUCAGCGCCCUCACCUCGCCCUGCGCCUUCGUGAGACAACCCUGGAGCGCCAUUGUCGCUGCUUCGUCUAUAGCGUCAACAGUACAAGCCAGUAUGAGGUCGUGGUGGCCUAAUGGCGCCAAUCCGGGUGGUAACACCUGGCAGGCCAUACUGUUCGGUGGCAUCAUAGGUGGCACCAAUGCUCGUGUCAUAUUCGAUGACACUCUGCCCUCGCCAGCGAACUACACUUCUGCUGUUCGCAACAUAACCAGUAUAGAUGCGACCACCAGCUGUCUGCCAGCUCGUCGCUGGUGCACGAUAUCCUCACAAGAGCAUACAAAGUGUGCGUGGGUUCGAACCGCGGCGUAUACACUCGGCAUUGAACCAGCCGUCUCCUGCCAACAAAGGACCAACACAUUCGAAUGUUUACAAGACAUUAAAGAUGAACGAGCUGAUUUUAUCGCGACACCUUCUAAUUAUGGAUAUAUUUCAAGACAAAACUACCAACUGUCAGCUCUGAAGUUAAUUCAGAACACGCGAUCAAACCCGGCAGCGUUCUCCCGCGUCGUCGCACUCAUAAAGGACUCAUCGCAGGAUAUCACACGCUUUGAAAACCUGAGGAGUAAAAAGGCUUGCUUCCCGGAGUUUGGAGGAAUUGCAUAUAUGGCGUUCGUGAACGCAGCACAAGAGCGAGGUGUGAUCAGUUCCUCGGAGUGUGACUACGCGCGCGCUGUUGGAGAGUUCUUCAAUGGCACUUGCGCCCCCGGUGCCCUUGAUGCCACUCAUGCCAUCUCUGAGUCAUCGACUUUCGACGCGAAUACUCUUUGUUCAGUUUGCAAGCCUACCGUUACUGUUGCUGAGACUAACUUUACCUGCGCGUAUGACUACACCAACAUGUACUACGGCAACAACGGCUCGCUGGCCUGUCUCGCUGACCCGGAGACAGACGUCGCAUUUGUAGAGAUACAGAAUAUUGAUUCGCAACUGUCUUCGCUCGGUAUCCAAGGGUCUCAGUUCCGAGCACUUUGUCGCAACAACACGCUAGCUGUUAGUAACGGCACUUCAGACAUCGACCAAGCCUGUCUACUGGCUUAUGUCGUCGACUCUGAACUACUAGCCAGAAGAUCGGAUCCCUUACUUAACAGUCUAAGUGUCCUCUUAGACAACCUAGACCAGUAUUUCGGCUACAACGCGGCCUCCGGCACACAGCAUAUAAACUUAGAAAUGUACUCCGCGUUCGAUGGAAUAAAUGAUUUAUUAUUCAAAAAUACAGCAGUUGGUUUAUCCGAACCAUCGACAGAAACCGCCAACGAACCAGCGAGGAAUUACAUAGAGUUGUUCAGACAUCUUGACACUUGUACCAGUGUUGCCCCGCCUUCGUUAGGUCAAGCGACGCGUAACUACUCUAUGUUAACGCUAUUCCUUUUGACAGCUCUUACGCGCGUUUUCGUGUUUUAAAUGUCAAAAAUUUUAUUUGUGUAAAUUAGUGUUUUUAAAUAGUUUUUUUAUUAAGUUGAUAUUUUGCAUAUAAAUAAUUUUGAUUGUAAUUCAGUAAGAUUCGUUAAGAGUUUUUAUUAUUUUCUUUUUUGCAGCAUUUCGUGACAUUUUAUUUGUUUUAAAAUAUUGUACUAAGUACUUUCAUGUAAUUUAUUACUAGUUUGUAAAAUGUGUGCCAAAUGUUUUUACCAGUGUGCGUGAUUUUUUUUUCAAAUAAAUUUCUUUUUUUUUAAA
Papilio polytes (common Mormon) is the source of this 2679-nucleotide messenger RNA. Its product is annotated as transferrin-like. NCBI's taxonomy places the organism in Eukaryota, Metazoa, Arthropoda, Insecta, Lepidoptera, Papilionidae. Gene Ontology annotation, cellular component: plasma membrane; early endosome; recycling endosome. The transcript is spliced from 15 exons. The record is from RefSeq and is a predicted model, not a curated record. The coding region runs from base 118 to 2406 and encodes 762 amino acids. Gene Ontology annotation, biological process: iron ion transport.